Chanos chanos (milkfish) is the source of this 2068-nucleotide messenger RNA. RefSeq names its product mitochondrial fission process 1 (gene mtfp1). The record is from RefSeq and is a predicted model, not a curated record. The coding region runs from base 1 to 501 and encodes 166 amino acids. The transcript has 4 exons. Gene Ontology annotation, biological process: mitochondrial fission. Lineage: Eukaryota; Metazoa; Chordata; Actinopteri; Gonorynchiformes; Chanidae. Gene Ontology annotation, cellular component: mitochondrion.
AUGGAACCCAGCGCCGAGCAAGACAACAAAGCAGUCGACAUUUACCGGGACACAUGGGUUCGCUUUCUGGGCUAUGCCAAUGAGGUGGGCGAGGCCUUCCGAGCCCUGGUGCCCGUCAGCAUGGUGUGGGCCAGCUAUGUGGUAGCCACAGCGUAUGUGUCUGCUGAUGCCAUGGACAAAGGGAAGAAGGCAGCUGUGGCACAUGGAGACAACCCAGGGAAGACGACACGCGUUGCUGUAGCUGUUGUGGACACUUUUGUGUGGCAGGCUUUGGCGUCAGUCGCCAUUCCUGGCUUUACCAUUAACCGUGUGUGUGCUGCUUCUCUCUAUUUACUGGGCAAGGCCACACGAUGGCCCUUACCUGUGCGCAAGUGGACCACCACAGCUAUCGGCCUCUCUACCAUCCCCUUUAUCAUCACACCCAUUGACAGGUCUGUAGACUUCCUUCUUGACUCCAGCUUGCGGAAGAUAUAUGGAGACACAGAGAAGCACGAGCCCUAAGCACAACACAACCUCUCAGCAGUGCUCUGGACCACACAGCUGGUCAGCAAUAACACCUUGAUUCCUGAACCAAUCAGCAGCCCACAUAUUCUUGCUACUCACUGAAUUUCAACUGUGAAACACAACCUAACUCAGUUCCCCGUUAAAUAAGCCAUAUGUUAUAGUAGGUGGUAACAGUCACGGGUUUUGGCCGUGUAUGCAUAGAUGAUAUUCUUAAGAUAUUACCAUUGUGUAAUGUAAGACUAGCAUCUAGAUUAAGCAUGUAUCCUUCGAGGGCCUAUACAUUUCCCCUAAUGUUUUUUUUUCCAUAUUUUUUUUCCCCAUCAGAAAGCUAGAUAAGACCUCUGUGAUAUGAGAUCGAGCUUUGUUAAGAUGAGUUGUGUUUUAGUACACUUAAGUGAUCUGAAUGACCUCAAGAACUAUGCAGACUGUAACCAGAACCAAAGGGCAUUUUUUUUGCAGUGCUGAACAAAGUUUUGCUUCAGUUAUGUGCAGGAACAUGACAAUUCGGUUACUGAGUUAACUCCCCAUAAUUUUAAGAGCUCUUAGCUUGGGAUAACUAAUAUAUUUCUAAUGUUUCAAUAUAUACAAGAUACAUAAAACUACUGUCUGUAUGGACCAGUGCUUUUACAUUGAUACAGUUACCUCAAAGGCCCCAAAUGUCUGUGACGUUCAUUUUAGGGAACCAUGAGUGAACAUGGAAGUUUAUUAUAGGAUUGGAAUGAGAUGGUUAAAAUGGUUGUUUUGGCCAUUUUCAUUUCUUCACCAAGAUGUGUGGAUUAAGGGAAAUGUGAAUCUAUGUAAUUUACUGUCCAGCUCUUUCGAGUACUGCACAACAUAUUCUGCUACCGCACAGUGCAAGAUGUUAUUUUAAAAGCAAAACUAUUUUACAAAAAAUUAACAUGUAAAUGACAGCAGUAGAGAACAAUGCUGAAGAAGAUAGACAUUCACUGUUACACAAAAGGACCCAUCGCGUAGUUACAUAGUCUAGUGAACCGAUAUGGAUUUAAUCAGAUUUUUUUCUCUGGUUUUUGGACCUGUUUUUCAUAAUCAGUUUGUAGCCUUACCAGAUUUCCCCUGGGCCUUUUGAGGAAAGGAUGGUAUAGGCAGUCCAUAUUCCUCAUUAAAUAUUCAUGAGUCUGAUUGGCAGAGGUCUCUGUCACAUACAUGGAUGUCAGAUCUCCAUCUGAGAGAAGACUGUGGACUUAAGUUUUUGGGUAGAAUUUUCUGGUAUUUCAACUUUAUUCAACUUUAGGUUGAAUUAUGGCGCGGGGGCAAUUAUUGUCAUUAUUUAAAGCAGGCUAUGCACAUUUUAAACUUUUAUUGGAUGUUUACUUUAAUAUGAUGUUUAGGUUUUGAGCCAUGUCUCCUUGUGAAUUGCAUGUUGCUGCAUAACUAAGAAAAUGUUUGACAUAUUGGGAUGAGAAGGGAAAACACACUUGUUGGUUGUUAUUUUCUUUCAAUUAUUUGUUGCAGUAUAGACAUUUCUGACUUUAAGCUUGGGUGACUGUAAACCUAUGGGAAUGUACUAUGUUUACAAUCUUUUUGCCUCAUGUUUUUUUAGAUU